This is a messenger RNA of Cinara cedri, 483 nucleotides long. The record is from the annotation of a GenBank genome assembly. Lineage: Eukaryota; Metazoa; Arthropoda; Insecta; Hemiptera; Aphididae.
AUGUGCCGCCUACCCUACGUCGCGUCGAUCGUCUUCGCGUUCUCGUCGGUGUCGCUGACGUCGACGUCCGAUACAGCGGGCAGCGGCGUGGAAAUCAAUGUCACCGCCUGCACCCGGCUAACCGUAAUCAUAAGCCCGGACAACUAUAUGCAGUGUCUGCAAUACUACGGGCGGUGUCUGGAACUCGGUGCCGAAAUACCGUACGACCAUCGGUACUACGACGCGGUUCGCCGGAACGUGGCCGAAUCGCGUCGCGGGUUUUCGGCCCGCCGGGACGUGCUGCCCGCCGUCCACCGGGUGGUGUACGACAGGUCCAAUCUCUACUUGCAGCGCAUCGGCCGGGUGGUGUACGAGCACGAGACGUGUGCCAAGACCGUCCACCGAGAGCUAACCCGCGAACGAGCGAACACUCCGACACCCGAGGACAGGUUUUAUUUCAGCCCGUGGUUAGACGUGUGCCCCGUUUUGUGUUUACUGUGGUAA